Molecule: messenger RNA, 914 nt
Organism: Mytilus trossulus (common blue mussel)
Lineage: Eukaryota; Metazoa; Mollusca; Bivalvia; Mytilida; Mytilidae
Exons: 3
Coding region: 9-914 (301 amino acids)
Source: RefSeq, a predicted model, not a curated record
UAUACUAAAUGCUAUAUAUACUAUAUAAGGCAAUGUCGUAUUACAGGUACUUAAUUUGUUUUUCAGUUUUCUUUGUAGGGUCUUUUGCGUUUGAUAAACGACUCCUUUUGAACGACCCGGAUGUGAUGACUGAAUUGAAGGGAUUAUCUUUGGAGGUACAAACUAUAAAACAGAAAUCUUUUCAACUAGAACACGAUCUGGCACAAAAAUCAGCUGACGUUACUCAAAUGAAACAUGAACUUGCCACCACUUCACAGGAGCUUGCAAAAAAUAAACUUGAACUUGCAACAAUUAAACAGAGUAUGAUCACUUCAAACUCGGUUGUAGGAUCUGUUUAUACUAGAUGGGGAAGAGAUGAUUGUCCAUCUAACGGAACAGAAUUAGUUUAUUCAGAGGCUCCAUACUUGGGACAGGAGCUUAAAUGCAUACUCUUUUCUUUUAUUAAUACAGGGAUAGCUGGUGGUGGUUGGUAUGGUUACACAGGCUCUGCUGUAAACUAUGUGUGUUUGCCUCACCAUCCAGAAUUUAUCAAAGGCGACUCAUCAGGCGGUGACGCGACAAUAUAUGGUGCAGAAUAUCAAACCAAUUAUUUUGGUCAAGGUUUAUAUGAUAAUGAUGUUCCCUGUGCUGUGUGUAGAGCCGUCGGAAAGUCAUCUGUGCACAUGAUUCCAGGGAAAAUAAAUUGUUAUGGUAACUGGCAUCAAGAAUACUAUGGUAGACUGGCUGCCAAUGCAAACACUCAUACAGCAGGUUCUGAAUACGUAUGUGUGGAUCACGUGGCACAGUUCCGAGAAGGAGGUGGAUCGAAUGCUAAUGGGAAACUAUUUUUUAAAGUUGGAGCUAAGUGUGGUUCACUGCCUUGUCCUCCGUAUUAUGACCUGGCACCCAUGUCUUGUGUUGUCUGCUCUAAGUGA